Symbiodinium necroappetens is the source of this 987-nucleotide messenger RNA. NCBI's taxonomy places the organism in Eukaryota, Dinophyceae, Suessiales, Symbiodiniaceae. The record is from the annotation of a GenBank genome assembly.
AUGGCCGACCCUUUGCAGCUGCAGCACGAGAAGAUCACAUGCACUGGCUCGCAAGCGCUCUGCGCAUUGAGCAACUAUGUCAUAAGCUUGUCCCUCGGAGGCCUCACAGGCGUCAAGGCAGCUAUUCCGAUGCUGCUGGUGGCCAUCGGCUCAAAGCUGAGCGACCGAUUUCCACUGCACUUGGAAGAUACCUGGUUGGACAGCUGGAUUUGUAUCGUGGUGCUUGGCCUUCUGCUGAUUCUGGAGCUGGUGUCUGACUGCAUUCCAGCAUUGGCUUCCUGCCAAGACUGCGCCAUGCUGGUAGCAAAACCGGUUCUCAGCUUCACUAUGGCUUUGGCACCCAGUUACGGGAGCCAGUAUGGCAUCAGCUCCGCCACAGGCUGGCUGGCUGCAUUUUCUGCUGGCGGUCUGGCAUUGGUGGUGGCUGUCAUCAAGGCUGCGUGGACAUUGGCCUGUGACAGCUGCUCUGGUGGUUGUUGCAGUCAAAUCCGUAGUGCUGUCGAGCAUGCACUGACCAGCAUUCUCACCUUGUUCGUGUUCUUCGUCGGGGUCAUAGCGGCCGGCAUGGUGGUGGCAGGCUUUGCUGCUCUCAUUGGCUACUAUGUCGCUGCAAGACGGCGCGAAGGAAAGCCAAUGGUGCCACAAGAAGUCGCGACAAAGUCUCCAGACUGUUGUGGUGAAAAUGCAGACUCUGGCACUGAUUCGGGGUCAGCCGAAGAUGACGAUGAGCUGAACGCAGGAUGGCUCGAGCCGGGCAGCCUUGGAUCAGGCAAGGCGGUUGGUGACCGGUUGCGCCGGGGCAUGGAUGGCAGCUACGAAGCAGGGCGCAGAUUCGGCCCUCUGGAAGCCAGCUUGGCUGCAGCCUCGGUAUUGACGGUGGGAUGGAGAAGGCGGAUCCGGAAACUUCCUCUGUCUAUCUUUCGGAGGAGAAACAAAGGCGCCUGCGCAUGCUCGUAUGUGCGUGCAUUAGUGUGGGUGCGCACAUAG